GAACCCUUUUAUCCUCUAUACUCAUUUCUUACCAUCGUAUGGCGCCCAUUGUGUUGAAAAUCAAGGGCAAUAAGUCGUUCUCUCCGUUUUCAAACUUGGACUCACUUGAAGAACUUUCAAAAACUUGGCGAGUAUGCACCAAAGUCAAAGAUUCGCUCGAAAAUGGGUCAAGACUAGAGAAUUUGUCAUGGCGACUAUGGUUUCAGCAUCAUCUACUUGUAGAUGGAGCCAAAGGAAAAUCUCAGUUCAAAAAGCUAUCGUCUAUGGCUACUCGUAAAUUAGAAAGCGAAAAAGGACAAUCGCUCAGUCAGAUGGCGAAGGCAAAGAAGCCCGUCAAGAAAGAAUCCAAGCAGCCGGAUGAACCACAACCACCUCAGGCAGCCGCCAUUUCUCCACAGCAAUUCACACUGGAGCAGUUGGAGCUAGAACCCCAAAGUUUGAACUCGAGUACCAACAACUUUGUGUUGCACCAAUUCACGUCGGACCAAGCAGAAGAUCAAACUAUCGAGCUGCAAGACAUCUUUCAACCCUAUGGCGACAUUCAGGCACUUCUAAGCUCUGAGGCUGGUCCAGUCGUUGAAUUUCCCUAUGAUCAAUGGGCAACGUUUACACCCAUGUCAAAUACCUCGCCUGCUAUCUCAUUCACCAAUGAAAAUCCCUACAGUAUAAGCAAUGCAAUGAUGUACCUAGACCAAAGUGGAACCACCAAUAUGAACAGCAUCACCAUCUCACAUCCAAACAGUCCAGCGUUGUCGCCACAAGGAUUGUCACCCACUGAGCAGGAUCAACUGCAGUCAGCUCUCUACGUGUGCGAUUCGAUGCCACCUCCUCCACCUAGCACAUUGCACAGCAAACUGUUACAAUCGUUCAGCAAACAGCAAGAAGCGUCAGGAACCAGCUCUGCCCCCACAUCCAUGCCAAAUUCCCCGAUUGGUUCGCCACGUGUGGAGCACAGAGUAUUAGGUGCGUCACCGAGUUGGGACACUGGUGCAAAGAGUGCUGUACAAAAAUCAGUGUGUUCAAAUUGUGGGGCAACCUCCACACCACUAUGGCGACGAUCGGCCAACGACGAGCUUCUGUGCAAUGCAUGCGGCCUAUAUCUCAAGCUGCAUAACGCUCCUCGCCCAAAAUCAAUGAAGACAAGUUCGGUUCGCAAAGACGUCAAAACCGAUGAUAAUGCUGUUCAACUCUACUGCACAAACUGUGGUACGACAACAACUCCACUUUGGCGUAGAGAUGAAAACGGCGCCCCACUUUGUAAUGCUUGUGGUCUAUAGUAAGUGUUCCUGCGAGUUUGGCUCACACAUCGGCCUUAUUAUUAACCACUGCUCCUCCUAGCCUCAAAUUACAUCACGAAAAACGACCUU
Messenger RNA from Umbelopsis ramanniana AG, 1367 nucleotides. RefSeq lists its product as uncharacterized. NCBI's taxonomy places the organism in Eukaryota, Fungi, Mucoromycota, Umbelopsidomycetes, Umbelopsidales, Umbelopsidaceae. Gene Ontology annotation, biological process: negative regulation of transcription by RNA polymerase II; positive regulation of transcription by RNA polymerase II. The record is from RefSeq and is a predicted model, not a curated record. Gene Ontology annotation, molecular function: DNA-binding transcription factor activity, RNA polymerase II-specific; RNA polymerase II cis-regulatory region sequence-specific DNA binding; zinc ion binding. The transcript is spliced from 3 exons. The coding region runs from base 39 to 1277 and encodes 412 amino acids.